GGCGUGUGUGCUUCGGGUAGUGUGUGUGUGCGUGUUUAGGUGUGUGCACGUGUUUCGCAGUCUUCCGUGGAGUUGCUCCAUCAGUUUACCACACAACGCCGACAGCAAGAGGGGAGGGAAGGAAUGAUCUAAGUGGAGACACUGAAAGAUAAGUGAAAGUAAUUUGCUAUUAAGUGAUCAGAUUCAGUUUUCGAGAUGAAAAAAGUGAUACCCACAGUGUUGCUGGCGGUGGUGGCACUGUCCUGCCUAGAGGGUGCCACCUCGGCCGCCGUCAGCCACCCUCACAGACACGCCCAUCACCGAGGACACGUGGCCCGCCUGCAGGAGACCGUGGACCGCCUUCUCCUCCGCCAGGAGACAGACCACAUUUUGCUUUCAACUCUGCAGCGAGCGGUACUCGAGCUUCAGGACAAAUCCCAGCGUCAGGAGACUCCAUCGGUGCCAGAGGCAGCCCGAACGCCCUCAAUGGUGCAUGAAGCAGUGCAGAUAGUGGAGGCGGAGGGGCGUGCUCUGGCCGCCCUUGGGGAGCAGGUAGCUGAGGUCAGGGGGACCCUGACGGAGGCACUGAAAGUGGAGGAGAAAGACGACGUGACACAACUACGGCAGGAGAUAGCUUACCUAAGGUCGGAGGUGCAGCGGCUGAAGGCGACGCGGGCGGCCGAGGCCUCGCCCACUGCCGCCCACAUGCACGCCCACGAGCAGCGGGAGGCGGUCGCCGCAGCCUGGGUGGUCGAGAACGUCAGGAGACUGCAGGACUCCGUCGUCGAGCUGCAGCAGGCGCUCAACGUCAGCCAGGCUAUGCAUGACAAGAUGGAAGUCGAGUCCCGCCUGCUGACGGUGACGAAGGACGUGGGCGCCCUGCGAGGCAGCAUGGCGGCCGUCACGUCCAAGGCGGAGGCGGCCAUGGCGACGUCGGAGUCUCUGCAGGACGAAGUGGGGCGUCUCUCGGAGGAGGCGCACCGCACCGCCGGCCACCUGGGGGCGCUCACCACGGAGGUCACUUCCAUCCGGCAAGACUUCAACGACCUGUUAGAGGCUCUUCCGGAGGGCACGAUGGCCGGGUCCCCAGCGGCGGCCGCCCCCGGGGGAGAGCGCGCCCCGGAGUCGGAGGUGUCGAGCGCGCCCCAGGCAACGCAGGAGAGCGAAGAGGGCGCCGCCCCGCAGGUGACGAGGGCCGCCCACGACCGUCAGGCGCAACGCCUGGCCGCCCUCGAGCGCCGGGCUGAUGACUUCGACUUCGCUCUCACGCGAGCACAAAAGCAGUGGUCUGCCGCGAGCCCCACGACGCGUUGCGAGGACCAGCUGGCGGAACUUACUGAGACGGAGCGUCAGCUGGAGACGCGCGUGGAGGCUGUCACGAGCGGCGUCGGCGAGGUCAGGCUCUCCUCCGUGCAGCUCCUGGCGGCACUCGAAGCCUUAGAGGCCCGACUCGAGAAGGAGGUAUCCGAGGUGAAGCAGGAGGUCGCCAAGUUGGAGUUCAGCGGCGCUCAGUGGGCGGCCGACCACAAGGGCAACCUGGACGAGGCUCGCGUGGCCCUCGACGAUGCUGCCGCCCUUAGGACCGACCUGGAGGCCGUCUCGCGACGCCUUGACCGCCUGACGCUCAAGACUGCCGGCCUCGAGAGCGGCAAAUUAGAGGGCCAAGUCUCGAGAGCCGAGUGCCGAACCAAGCACCUCGCCCUUGAGCUGAGAGUGAGCGAUGCCGUGGAGCGCCUGAGAGCAGUGGAGGAGCACGUUCAUCACCGGCCUUCGAGGUCUCCUGAGGGUCAGCCGGACGACGCCAGCUAGUCUCAUUCGCACACGUCGCCUGGAAAAGACAAGUGGGCUCGGCCGUGCCACCUUAGCGCUAAGGAAUAGAGCUCAAACCCUACACAGUCUGUCCCUCCGAGAAUCAAAGCCGCCGCGCAGGAAGGCCGGGCGAGGGGAAGGCUCGCAGGCCGCCAGCCGCCUGGACGGCGAUCCGGGGCCGGCGCCUUCGGGCUGCCUCUCGCGCCUCCCCCGCACCCCUCCCUCUCUCAGAUCUAGUCUACGCCUUGAUUAUUCCGCCCCAGGAUGCCCCCCCCCCCCCCCCUCGCUCUAAUGUAGUGCCUAAGAAAACGUUUUGGUCAUCAUUUCCUAGUCAGAGGAGAAAAAACAUAUAUAGAAAUCUAAAUUUUAGAGAUUUAAAUUUAAUAUCUUUCUAAUAUAAAUGAACUUUUCUCAAAGAUCGUUAUUUCAAAAUGUUAACAUUGCAUUAUUAUUAUUAUUGUUAUUGUUAUUAUUAUUAUUAUUAUUAUUAUUAUUAUUAUUAUUAUUAUUAUUAUUAUUAUUAUUAUUAUUAUU
Penaeus chinensis is the source of this 2322-nucleotide messenger RNA. RefSeq lists its product as uncharacterized. Bases 196 to 1788 code for a protein of 530 amino acids. NCBI's taxonomy places the organism in Eukaryota, Metazoa, Arthropoda, Malacostraca, Decapoda, Penaeidae. The transcript is spliced from 6 exons. The record is from RefSeq and is a predicted model, not a curated record.